CCUGCGCACUGAGAUGUUUGUCCGUCGCCGCCGCCAUCGCGGAGCAGCGCGAUAAAGGGUGCGGAGCCGGGCGUGAGGGGGACCCCGCGUAGCCGCCACGCCAGCGCAGCCCCCUAGUUGAGCCCCGACCAGCCCAAGCCGCCGCUGCCGCCGCCACCCCCGCGCCCCCGCGCCCGCUGCCGCGGCCGCUCAGGGGCCGGCCAGAUCCCCUAGCCCAGCCGGGAGCCGCGCCGCCCCCAGAGUCGCCCCUUGCCCGCCCGCCCGCCUUAAAUGUGACACCAGCGCCUCGGAGUGCGACCUGAAGCCGCUGACGGGGAGGGGACGAGCACCAUGUCGAAUUUGAGCAAAGGCACGGGCAGCCGGAAGGACACCAAAAUGCGGAUCCGGGCCUUUCCGAUGACCAUGGAUGAAAAAUAUGUAAACAGCAUUUGGGAUCUUCUGAAAAAUGCAAUUCAAGAAAUCCAGCGUAAGAAUAACAGUGGUCUUAGUUUUGAGGAGCUCUAUAGAAAUGCGUAUACAAUGGUUUUACAUAAACAUGGAGAAAAGCUCUACACUGGACUAAGAGAAGUUGUUACAGAACAUCUCAUAAAUAAGGUGCGAGAAGAUGUACUAAAUUCAUUGAAUAACAACUUUCUUCAAACGCUAAAUCAAGCUUGGAAUGAUCAUCAAACAGCUAUGGUAAUGAUUAGAGACAUACUAAUGUAUAUGGACCGUGUAUAUGUACAACAAAAUAAUGUGGAGAAUGUCUACAAUUUGGGAUUAAUUAUUUUUCGAGAUCAAGUUGUCCGUUAUGGGUGUAUCAGGGAUCAUCUACGGCAAACUCUAUUGGAUAUGAUUGCAAGAGAGCGAAAAGGAGAAGUGGUAGACAGAGGUGCAAUAAGAAAUGCUUGCCAGAUGUUAAUGAUUUUAGGUCUUGAAGGAAGAUCAGUCUAUGAAGAAGAUUUUGAGGCUCCAUUUUUGGAAAUGUCAGCAGAAUUUUUUCAGAUGGAAAGCCAGAAAUUUUUAGCAGAAAACAGUGCUUCAGUAUAUAUAAAGAAGGUAGAAGCUAGAAUUAAUGAAGAAAUAGAACGGGUGAUGCACUGCCUUGACAAAUCAACUGAAGAGCCAAUUGUAAAGGUGGUUGAAAGGGAACUCAUUUCCAAGCACAUGAAGACUAUAGUAGAAAUGGAGAACUCGGGACUAGUCCAUAUGUUGAAAAAUGGAAAGACAGAAGACCUUGCUUGCAUGUACAAGUUAUUUAGUCGUGUGCCAAAUGGUUUGAAAACAAUGUGUGAGUGUAUGAGUUCCUAUUUGAGGGAGCAAGGAAAAGCCCUUGUUUCUGAGGAAGGGGAAGGAAAGAAUCCCGUUGACUACAUCCAGGGCUUACUGGAUUUGAAGAGUAGAUUUGAUCGCUUUCUCCAGGAAUCUUUCAAUAAUGACCGACUCUUUAAACAAACUAUUGCGGGUGACUUUGAGUAUUUUCUCAACCUCAACUCUAGGUCCCCAGAAUACCUCUCAUUAUUUAUUGAUGAUAAGCUGAAAAAGGGGGUCAAAGGGCUAACGGAACAAGAAGUAGAAACAAUAUUGGAUAAAGCAAUGGUCCUUUUUAGGUUUAUGCAAGAAAAAGAUGUAUUUGAACGUUACUAUAAACAACACUUGGCAAGGAGACUUCUCACAAAUAAAAGUGUUUCUGAUGACUCUGAAAAAAAUAUGAUAUCUAAGUUAAAGACUGAAUGUGGAUGUCAGUUCACAUCAAAACUGGAAGGAAUGUUUAGGGAUAUGAGCAUCUCAAACACAACUAUGGAUGAAUUCAGGCAACACCUACAGGCAACUGGGGUUUCUUUAGGUGGUGUUGAUCUCACGGUCCGGGUACUCACGACAGGAUAUUGGCCCACUCAGUCAGCCACACCAAAGUGCAACAUCCCACCAGCACCAAGACAUGCUUUUGAGAUAUUCAGAAGGUUUUACUUAGCCAAACACAGUGGUCGACAGCUCACACUCCAGCAUCAUAUGGGUUCUGCAGAUCUCAAUGCUACCUUUUAUGGGCCAGUUAAAAAGGAAGAUGGAUCUGAAGUUGGUGUUGGAGGUGCACAAGUAACUGGCUCUAAUACACGGAAGCAUAUAUUACAAGUCUCCACUUUCCAGAUGACCAUAUUAAUGCUCUUUAAUAAUAGAGAAAAAUACACGUUUGAGGAAAUUCAACAAGAGACUGAUAUUCCUGAAAGAGAGCUUGUCAGAGCCCUGCAGUCCCUCGCUUGUGGCAAACCAACACAACGGGUUCUUACAAAAGAACCCAAGUCAAAGGAAAUAGAAAAUGGUCACAUAUUUACAGUUAACGACCAAUUCACAUCCAAACUACACAGAGUCAAGAUUCAAACAGUUGCUGCCAAACAAGGUGAGUCUGACCCCGAAAGAAAAGAAACAAGGCAGAAAGUAGAUGAUGACAGAAAACAUGAGAUAGAAGCCGCCAUCGUACGGAUAAUGAAGUCCAGAAAGAAGAUGCAGCACAAUGUGUUGGUGGCAGAGGUAACUCAGCAGUUGAAGGCUCGAUUCUUACCAAGUCCAGUUGUUAUUAAGAAACGUAUUGAAGGACUUAUUGAGAGAGAAUAUUUGGCACGAACACCUGAGGAUCGCAAAGUAUACACAUAUGUAGCAUAAGAUGCGUUCAGAAAUUUGAUUUAUUCUUGGACUGUACUCUUCGCAUGGACUGGGAAGUUCUUUUAAAUCAUUAAAUAUAAAAUGACCAUCUCUUCUAUUAAAUUACAGUACAUGUUCUAAACCAUUCAGAUCAAGCCUUUACUCCCUUUGAGAGUUCGCAACAUCAGUUGGUGGAGCUUCAGGCUUUUCAACGUUUAUCCCUGUAGAGAUCAUCUUUACAGUUCCUCGGGAAAAUGUGAAUGUGCUGCGUUUUGUUUUCAAUACUGUAUGAAAACAGGAAAAAAUAAAAUAAAAAUUUAGAAAAUACAGCUCAUUAAAAUAAAAUUGUUGGAUUUCAUUUC
Molecule: messenger RNA, 2978 nt
Organism: Orycteropus afer afer
Lineage: Eukaryota; Metazoa; Chordata; Mammalia; Tubulidentata; Orycteropodidae
Gene: CUL3
Product: cullin 3
Biological process (GO): ubiquitin-dependent protein catabolic process; protein ubiquitination
Cellular component (GO): Cul3-RING ubiquitin ligase complex
Molecular function (GO): ubiquitin protein ligase binding
Source: RefSeq, a predicted model, not a curated record